Molecule: messenger RNA, 348 nt
Organism: Medioppia subpectinata
Lineage: Eukaryota; Metazoa; Arthropoda; Arachnida; Sarcoptiformes; Oppiidae
Source: the annotation of a GenBank genome assembly
GCGUUUGUCUUAAUUUAUGCCAUCAAUGAUAAGAACUCAUAUGUAAUUGUCGAUCACAUCAAGAAAGCCAUUGAUAGACAUAAAGACAAAAGAGAUAUGCCAAUCGUAACGAUUGGCACAAAAGUGGACAGAUUUCGGGAACGAGAAGUGGAUUUCGACGAAUCUCAGGGUUGGGCUCAACGGGAAAAGACCCGUCUGUUUGAAGUGACGGCCACUGAACGCAAAUCAUUGAUUGAGCCGUUUGUCUAUUUGGCUUCAAAGCUUAAUCCACCACAAAAUAAGACAACUUUCCCUCAAUUACACAGAAAAAACAAAAGCGGAAACAUUUUGGGUUCACUUGAGUUAUAG